This is a messenger RNA of Neospora caninum, 2559 nucleotides long. RefSeq lists its product as hypothetical. The record is from RefSeq and is a predicted model, not a curated record. Lineage: Eukaryota; Apicomplexa; Conoidasida; Eucoccidiorida; Sarcocystidae. The transcript has 4 exons. The coding region runs from base 1 to 2559 and encodes 852 amino acids.
AUGAACAGCUCUGGUGAGCGAGGCGGAGUAGGGGAGGCAGACGUCGAGGAUGGACUCGGCGGCGAAGAGACGGAGAGGGCCGGAAGAGACAGGGCGAGAGACGGUGCGUCUGAGGCGGGCGUCAGCCGGAGCGAAGAGGGGGGGAAAGAGGAACUCGGCGAAGACGCGAUGGGCGCAACGGAGGUUGCGCAGAAACGCAGAAACGAGGAGGAAGAAGCGAGGACACGCCAGGGAGAAGGAGACAGAGGAGAUGGGCAGACGGCGAGAGGUGAUGCGGAAUCACGCAGAGACGGGGAGCGCGAAGAGAGUGGAGAGGGCGGCCCUGUCAGGGGAGCGCGUAAGGAGGGAGGACGAAACGCGAAGCGCGCAACAGCGGCUGGAGAGGACAGAGACGCAGAGAUGGAUGCGCGGGCACACAGAGAAGAAGAGAGGAAAGAAGCAGACGUGCAAAGACUCGAGAGGAUCCUCCGACAAGCGGCUGAUCCAGAUGGCCUGGUCGAGGCGAUGGUGGAGGUUGACGGCGGCCUCAGGAUUCGACGGGCGUUCACACUUUCGGAGCUUUUUCGGCGGAACGAAACUGGAAAGGCGCGUCGCUCGGGCGGGAGGCAGAAGCGAGAGAAGGCGGCGACUGCUCGCAAACGAACAGCAGAGACAGCUGGGUUGGUCGCCCAAGAAGGCUGUCGCAAAGCAGACGGCGUGAGAGGACGCGCCGGCACAGGAGGGGGAGGACUGGAUCGGAGGAAGAGAGGAGAGACGAGAGGGGAAGCGGGAAACGAAGAGGAAGACGAGUGGAUCCCGAUUGAUGAAGGCAUUUUUGUAAAAAGGAGACGCGUGACGUCAAGAGACUCGCCAGACUCUCCCCUUGGUCCGUCGUCGUCUUCGCGUUCCUCCUCGCGGUCUUCCGUUUCUCUGUCUUCUGUGGGCCGCGACAAAAGAAUCGGAGCGCGAGGCAGAGCAAAGCGUGCGUGGCAGUCCUCGUCGCGCGAACAGCCCGAGGCGAAGGCGCCUGGAGGCGACAGGGAAGAAGCUGGAGAAAGCAGAGAAGGCAGGCACAUGAAACAAGAAGAGACGACAGGGGCAGGAGGCGUGAGCGAACCUCGGAGAGGGCGACCAAGAGGCGAGAGCCCGCGAGACAGGUCGACGCCGGGAGGGCGAAGCGGGAGAAAAGAGCCGUCUCUCGUCGCGUCUCCCGAAGCAUGCCGGGACGUGCACGACGGCGGAAAGGGAGGAAGCGCCGCGCAGGUUGGAGACACCGCGGCGAUGCACGAGAGGGACCCUUCGGAUCCGGGAGCAGCGUGCAAAGAAGAGAAGCCGAGACGCAGCAAGAGGCGGUUAAUCAGGCCGAGGCGUGCCUCCGACAGCAAAGAAGACGGUGGAGAGAGAGGACGAGAGGAGGCAGAAGACGGAGACGGCCGAGGCGAAGCCGCUGCGACGGAUAUAAGGAGAGAGGAGAAGGGUGUUGACCCUGCGGAAGUGGAGAGUUGCGCGUCGGCCUUUGCCAGUGCGAGAGGAGGGAGGGAACGCGGCAAGGCGAGCGACGAGGCCGCGGAAGAGGGAGAUCUCAGCUUGGCAGGAAACCGGAAAGGACGCCCGGAACGCGGCAAGAUGGAAGACAAAGGAAACAGAUUGCGCGGAGUUUGCCUGCGUCUGCUGUCAAGUUCGCAGAUGCGCCUGCUUCUCCAGAGCGUCCCGACCGAAGAAUUGGAGCUGCACGGAUUCCUCUCCUCGGCGCGCUUCCUCGCCACUCCCGCAGCGGAGUCAGGAAGGCGACGGCGAGGACGGGGAGGCGAACGUAGAGCCGAAGGAAAAACGCCAAACAAGGACAGAAGCGAAGAAGGUGUCUCCAACGAGAGGCAAGAGGUGCACAAAGGAGAGGCAGAAGAACAGGAAGACGUGAAAGAAGAAAGAAAGAAAGGUCCGCAUGGCAGCCAGGAAACAGAGGACGGAAGAGGGCAAGACACGCGAAACACCAGAGCGAAUAAAGAGAAAGAAGAAGGUGACAAGGAUGGCACCGAGGGAGACGGGGGAGGUCCCCUUGCGACUGGCGAGACGGAUGCCGAACCUGACACAGAGGAGGUUCAGUCAGUUGCGAGAACGCGAGAAGCCAGCUCGUCCGUGAAAGACGCAAGGGAGGCGAUGAAGUCGCCCCGAAAACAAGACGAAUCGCGAGGCGGAUGGUCACGAGCUGCCGCCGACGCAAAGAAACUCUGGAUAGACUCUCUGCUCAGACCGAAAAUGGCAGCCAUCGCCGCGCAUCUCCUCGAAGCGAACGGAAGAGACGCGGAUCUCUUCGCCUGCAAUCUGCACGACUCUCCGUUCCUCUCCGCGGUUGCAACCGGAGGGCACUCGCCAGUCGCUGUCUCGCCAAGAGCCGACGAGGAGAGCGACGAGGAGGCGAGUUUCACCGCACGCAAGGCAGGCCAGCGCCGCGCGGAAGGCGGUGCGGAAGACGUGUCUCUCCUCGUAUGGCUCUUAAGGGAGUUUCUCUCUACGGGCGACGUCUGCCGGCUGAUGGCGACGUGCACCCUGCUUCAUCAGCCCAAGUCCGCGAAUCGUUGA